AUGAAAUUAAUAUUGUGCUUAAUUUUUGUGCUUGCAGUAGCAAGUAAUUAUUAUGGUACUUAUUUUCGUGUUAAUUGUGAAAUGAACGAUUUAAAGGAUACAAAAAUAAAUAAAUCUUCCGAUUCUGAUGAAAAAUUAAAUGAAAGUAAUAUAAGAAUUAUUUCCAAUAAAGUAAUUUAUGAAGAUGAAAAAAAAAAUCUCAGAAGAAAAGAAGGAAAUUCAUCAAAUAACCAUGGAGGUAACAGUUACAAAGUUCCCACAACACAUUUUAUAGAUGAUGAAAUGAUUAAAAAUAAAGAAUAUAAAAAAGAAAAUCAACAUGAUUUAGAUAAAUCACUAUCAUUUGGAUACAAUGUUAAAAAACGUACGAAACGUGAUAAUGAAAUGUUAUCAACAGAUGUAAAUGCUGGUAUAAAUAAUACAAAUAAAACAGGAGAGGACUAUAAUGAACACGGUACUAAUGCACAAGAUACUAUCACUAAAAAUAUAAAUAGUCAAAAUGUUGUUUAUUAUCCAAAUAGGGGAACAAAUGAGACAAAUGCAAAAGAAUUUGAUAAUUCCCAAAAUGAUAUAGUUAAAUUAACUGCACGUUAUUAUAGUAUCAAUCAAGAUAAAGAAGAAGAUAAAUUAGACACAAAAGAUGAUUAUGAUAAUACAACUGGUAAUACAGCUGGUGUUGUAGCUGAAAAUUAUGAUAAUGACAAUGCAUCUGGAGUUGUAGCUGAAGGUUAUGAUAAUGGUAAUGCAGAUGGAGCUGGAGCUGGAUUUACAACUGGAGUUGUAGCUGAAAGUUAUGAUAACGGUAGUGCAGAUGGAGCUGGAUCUGGAUCUGAACCUGGACCUGGAUCUAGAAGUUACUAUGAUGGUAAUGCAGGUAAAGCUGAACCUGGAUCUAUAAGUUACUAUGAUGAUAAUGCAGGUACAGGUGAAUCUGGAUCCGGACCUGAACCUGGACCUGGAUCUAUAAUUUACUAUGGUGGUAAUGCAGCUGGAGUUGUAACUGAAAAUUAUGAUAACGGUAGUGCAGAUGGAGCUGGAUUUGAAGCUGGAGUUGUAACUGAAAAUUAUGAUAAUGGUAAUGCAGCUGGAUCUGGAUCUGGACCUGAACCUGGACCUGGAUCUAUAAUUUACUAUGGUGGUAAUGCAGCUGGAGUUGUAACUGAAAAUUAUGAUAAUGGUAAUGCAGCUGGAUCUGGAUCUGAACCUGGAUCUGAACCUGGACCUGGAUCUAGAAGUUACUAUGAUGGUAAUGCAGGUGGAGCUGGAGCUGGAGUUGCAGCAAGUUGUAAUGAUAAUUCAGCUAGUAAUCCAGGGGAAGCAGAGGCAGUUAAUUGUUAUUAUAAAGAUGAUAAAAAAGAAGAUAUCUAUCAAAAUUCAGAUGUAGGACAUAAACCUGCAAAUAAACUAGAUGAGACCAAAUCUACAGAUACAUAUAUUCCUAAAAAUGGAGGCGCUCACAAAUAUAAAGAAAAUGAUAUAAAAAUUUGCCUUACGUUGCCUGCACUACCGGAAGAUUCAGUAAAAUUUUUAGUUUAUUUACAUAUGAACAUAGGAUAUUUAAAAAAUAAACUUUUAUGUUCUGAUAAUAAAACUAAUUAA
Molecule: messenger RNA, 1599 nt
Organism: Plasmodium relictum
Lineage: Eukaryota; Apicomplexa; Aconoidasida; Haemosporida; Plasmodiidae
Exons: 1
Coding region: 1-1599 (532 amino acids)
Source: RefSeq, a predicted model, not a curated record